GAGAAGGUGCGUCGGGUGCGCACACGUCACCCACUCCACGGCGCACUUUAGUACAACUCUUUAACCGGCCACCUCCUCUCCUAACUUUUCUAACCUACGCCUCUCCUCCGCCUCUUUAUUAUCCCUAACCCACCGCUCUCUCCCCUAUCCCUAAUUUCUUCUUCUCCGCCGCCAUGUCAACCCCCGAUGGAUCUCCCGUCGCCAUGGCCGUCGAUCCUUCCACCGCCGUCACCGUCGCGUCCACCACGACCAGGAGAGUCCCGCCUCCGUGCUGGAACGACGAGGAGACUGCUGCCCUCGUCAACGCCUACAAAGACAAGUGGUUCGCCCUCCGCCGCGGGAACCUCCGCGCGGCUGAUUGGGACGACGUCGCCGCCGCUGUCUCCUCGCUGCAUACCCUCGGAGGUCCGGCGAAAUCAGCGAUCCAAUGCCGACACAAGAUCGAGAAGCUUCGGAAACGUUACCGCGGCGAGAAGCAGAGGUCUCUGAACCGGCCAGGCAAGUUCUCUUCCUCUUGGGAUCUGUUCCCUAUAUUGGAUGCGAUGGAGUUCGCGCCGGUGACUCCAACCGCCGUGGAACCGUACGAUCCGGAUCUGGAUAACGACGAUGAGAGUAACGGUUUAGAUGGAUUUAGGGUUAGGUCGAAGAGGUCUGGGAAAUUCGAUUCGCCUCGAGAUGGGUUUGGGGUUAGAUCUAGGUCAAAGAGUCAGAUGAAGAUGUACGGCGGUUUCGAUUCAGAUCACGACUCAGGAGGUGGGUUUGGGUUGAAGAGGAGGUACAAUGGUAACCCUAAGGUUAGUGGUGACUUCGAUGCUGAUUCUGAUGAAGAGAUUGUGUUAGUGCCUAAGGCAACUAGGCUUAAGGGCUCUCAUGGGAAGCCUUCUUCAGGUGAGUUUGGUGGUGGGUUUCCGUUGAAGUCCUUUGGUGAUCGGAGUUUCGCUUCUCAUGGGUUUAAAGCCAAGAACUUUAGUAAGCCUGAAGCCAAUUUCUCUCCGGAGAUGGAUUAUGAUGAUGAGUUUGAUGAAGGGUUCAACCCGAGGAUUCAACACUCUAGGAGCUCGUCGCGAGCCAAUGGUUAUGGAAGAAAGGACGGGAGUUAUCCCCGGAGCAACAACACGGGUGUGUCUAAUGGUUAUGGGUCGUCGUCUAGGUUCAAGCACGAGCAGAUGAAUGCAGCAGAUGUUGAGUCUGACCCGAUUGAUGAAGUUGUGUCUUCGGUGAAGAUGUUGACAGAGAUGUUCGUGAGAGUGGAGAAUUCGAAGAUGGAGAUGAUGAGGGAGAUGGAGAAGACGAGGAUGGAGAUGGAGCUGAAGCAUUGCCAGAUGAUGCUUGAGUCGCAGCAGCAGAUCAUAGGCGCGUUUGCUGAAGCAUUGAGUGAGAAAAAGAGCACGAACGCAAGGAGGCCUGGUUCGUAGUUUCGAACUGUGUGUUCAUAUGGUAUUAAUAAUAUGAUCAAAUCGCUUUUGAGUGUAGUAGUACCAAGUGUCCUCUUCCAGUUACUAGGAACAGAAACUGCAGUUAAGUUUGAUGGUGUAAUGACACUUUUGAGGUUUUCAUUGUUGGCAUUUUUGAUAAUUCAGAUAGUAAGAUAAUUGAGUAA
Molecule: messenger RNA, 1600 nt
Organism: Brassica rapa (field mustard)
Lineage: Eukaryota; Viridiplantae; Streptophyta; Magnoliopsida; Brassicales; Brassicaceae
Product: protein FIP2
Source: RefSeq, a predicted model, not a curated record